CAAUAGAGAGAAAGAGGGGAGGGUGAGGACUUUUUCUCUGAAAAGAAAAGGGAGGAGCAGAAAGCACCUUCUUUUUUACCCCAAGGAUUUGAAGAGAGAGAGAGAAGGGGGGGGUUUUAUGCCCUUGCUUCCCUAAGCAAUGAGGAAAGAGAGAGGAGCAUAGCAAGAGUUUCUCUAUGAUUUAACAGAAGUGAGAGAAUGGAAUGGGGUUCUCUCGGAUAUUUGCAUGAGAAAUUUAGAGAGAGAAAGUUUUGCAGGAGAUAAAACAAUAGGAGAGAAAAAUAAUAUAUUUGUUGUAGAGCGAGAUGUGGAAUCACAGAGGUGGUUUAGAGAAGAAAGAAGGUGCUCAUCAUCAUGAGAAUGAGCAUGAGCAUGAGCAUGAGCAUGUGGCUGUGGCAAUUGACAAGGACAAAGGGAGCCAAUAUGCUCUGAAGUGGGCAGUCGAUCACUUGGUCACAAAGGGCCAAACCAUCACUCUCAUUCAUGUCAAGAACAAGAUCCAAACAGUGCCUACACCAAUGGGCAACCAUGUUUCCAUAUCUGAGGUCAGCGAAGAAGUUGCAAGCGCGUUUCGGGAGCAGAUGGAGGCGCAAAUCAGAGAAUUACUUAUGCCUUUUCGUUGCUUUUGUACUCGAAAAGAUGUGCACUGCAAGGAUGCGAUAUUGGAGGACUCAGAUGUAACCAAGGCAAUUAUUGACUAUGUCGCCUUGGAAUCCAUUGAUAAUCUGGUUCUUGGGGCCUCCACCCGAAGCUCAUUUCUCAGAAGAUUCAAGAGUCAUGACAUACCAACAAGCAUUUCCAAGGGCACCCCGGAUUUUUGCACUGUUUACGUAAUCUCCAAAGGGAAGCUGGCAUCCGUUCGUUCUGCCGUCCGUCCGGCUCCACCCCCACCGCUCCGCAACUCGUCUCCCCGCAAUCACCCCAUCACUGCAUCAAAUAUACCUUCUCCGAUUCAUCCAAUUAAAGUAGGUGCAGGACAUGAACAAAAACGACUUGGAGACCACAGUGACCCUAUCAUGUCACCAUUUGCAAGGGGAGGGAGAGGUUCAAAUCCAAGGUUAAGUGAGAAUACAAUGCCAGAGAGCGAUAUAUCCUACGUGAGCCAUGGAAAGAAGAGCGCUGAUCGUUUUUACCCAGCUUCGCUCUAUGAACACUUUGAAUCAUCAAGACCCCCCAGGCUUUCAAGUGGAGCCCAUAGCAUUGAGGAGGACUUCAACCAUAAUCAUAGCUUUGAAUCCAUACACUCAGGGGACCACAAGUCCAUUGAUUCAGCCUCCACUGCACCUGAAUUCUCCACAGUUUCUCAAGAGAUGGAAAGUAGGACGUCAUGGUCAUCGCAAACAAUGGAAGAUGUGGAAGCUGAAAUGAAGAGACUGAGGCUAGAGCUGAAGCAGACUAUGGACAUGUACAGUUCAGCAUGCAAAGAAGCACUCAAUGCCAAGAAUAAGGCAAGAGAGCUUCAUCUAUGGAAGAUGGAGGAAGAACAUAGGCUAGAGGAAGCAAUGCUGGCCGAGGAAGCUGCCCGAGCUGUCGCCGAGAAGGAGAAAGCUAAGUGCAAGGCAGCCAUGGAAGCAGCUGAGGCAGCCCAAAGGAUUGCUGAGCUUGAAUCACAAAAGAGAAGAAAUGCUGAGCUCAAGGCCCAAAAGGAGACAGAGGAGAAGAAGAAGGCUUUGGAUGCGUUGGCUCAUACAGAUGUUAGGUAUCGGAAGUACACAAUAGAGGAGAUAGAGACUGCCACUGAUUUUUUUGCAGAAGACCGUAAGAUUGGUGAGGGUGGAUACGGUCCGGUAUACAAAUGUUACCUUGAGCACACAUCAGUGGCCAUCAAGGUACUGCGCCCUGAUGCGGCACAAGGGCGGAUGCAGUUUCAGCAAGAGGUCGAAGUCCUCAGCUGCAUAAGGCACCCCAACAUGGUCCUUCUUCUCGGUGCUUGCCCAGAGUAUGGGUGCCUGGUCUACGAGUACAUGGCUAAUGGAAGCCUCGAGGACUGCCUCUUUCGAAGAGGCAAUUCCCCUUCCCUUACAUGGCAACAACGCUUUCGCAUAGCCGCUGAGAUAGGCACCGCUCUCCUCUUCCUCCAUCAAACCAAGCCCGAACCCCUCGUCCAUAGAGACCUCAAACCGGGUAAUAUACUCCUUGAUCACAACUACGUUAGCAAGAUAAGUGAUGUCGGCUUAGCCCGCCUUGUACCCCAGAAUGUUGCCAAUACUGUCACACAAUAUAGAAUGACCUCUACAGCGGGGACGUUUUGCUACAUUGAUCCUGAGUACCAACAAACAGGUAUGCUUGGUAUUAAGUCGGAUAUAUACUCCCUGGGCAUUAUGCUUUUGCAGAUGAUAAGUGCUAAGCCACCUAUGGGAUUGACCCAUUACAUUGAGAGGGCAAUUGAGAAGGACACAUUUAAGGAUAUGCUUGACCCAACGGUGCCAGACUGGCCUGAAGAGGAGGCCCUUUCCUUUGCCCAACUUGCACUAAAGUGCUCGGAGCUUAGACGAAAGGACCGGCCUGAUCUUACGAAGGUCAUAUUGCCUGAACUCAACAGGCUAAGAGCAUUGGCUGAUGAAAGCUCGCCAUUUACAGGCAGAAGCAACCAUGCCUCCCCCCAUCACAGCCGCCCCUACAUUAUGCAGGAAGUGAUGAGUGAUCCAAAUUUUCUACAUGAGGAUGGUGGAGCAAGUAGACACUCAAGUGGAGUUUUUUCGACUGGGAGGAGGACAUUCCAUAGCUGAUUAAGUCAGAAACCAGAGCCAAAUACUGGGGCUUCUUUACUUCAUGAUAGAUUUAUACUGUGUAAAAAAGAGAAUAAAGAGAAAAAACCUCAUGUUUGAGGUUCUCGGCAGAUUUUUCCCGUUCAUGCCAAACGAAAGAGUUGAAGAAAGGAGCUAAAGAUUCCUUGGCUUUCAACACCUACAACAUGCUGCUUGGCCAGCUCAAGGAACAGCUCUUUUGCUCUUCAUUUCUUUUAAUUUUUACGUUUACGUUUAAUAAGGCUUUUCUUGCUUUGUACUAAACACAAUAAGACGUGUAUGCCAAUGGAAAAGCAGAAA
Messenger RNA from Amborella trichopoda, 3047 nucleotides. RefSeq names its product U-box domain-containing protein 35. The record is from RefSeq and is a predicted model, not a curated record. Gene Ontology annotation, molecular function: ATP binding; protein kinase activity. Gene Ontology annotation, biological process: protein phosphorylation. NCBI's taxonomy places the organism in Eukaryota, Viridiplantae, Streptophyta, Magnoliopsida, Amborellales, Amborellaceae.